Molecule: messenger RNA, 2281 nt
Organism: Ornithorhynchus anatinus (platypus)
Lineage: Eukaryota; Metazoa; Chordata; Mammalia; Monotremata; Ornithorhynchidae
Gene: UNC93A
Product: unc-93 homolog A
Exons: 9
Coding region: 190-1569 (459 amino acids)
Source: RefSeq, a predicted model, not a curated record
GGCAGGUCCACACAUCCGGACUCACCCGCAUUUACCUGGAAGACGGCCCCGCUCCAACCAGUCUCAGAAUCCCGAAGCUCCCAGGAGGACUGGCGAGGAAAUCGUGGCUGUCCUGCUCUGUCUACAGGAGGCCAUGUGAACCAGGAACUCCAAAUUCAGACUUCUGACUGACACUUGCCGCCGAUCAAUAUGGAAAAGAGCUUGAAAAACGUUAUUGUCGUUUCACUUGGAUUUUUGCUUCUCUUCACCGCUUAUGGAGGACUUCAGAGUCUGCAGAGCAGUCUCAACCAAGAGGAGGGCCUGGGGGUGACCGCCCUCAGCGUGCUGUAUGGAGCCCUCAUCCUGUCAUCCAUGUUCCUCCCGCCGAUGCUCAUCAAGAAGUUCGGCUGCAAGUGGACCAUUGUAGUGUCCAUGUGCUGCUACAUCGCAUUCUCCCUGGGCAACUUUUACCCCAGCUGGUACACUCUGAUCCCGACCUCUAUGAUCCUGGGACUUGGAGGGGCUCCGCUCUGGUCCGCUAAAUGCACCUACCUUACAAUUUCCGGAAACGAAUACGCCCGGAGAGCUGGGAAAAUCGGAAGAAACGUGGUUAACCAGUACUUUGGGAUCUUCUUUCUUCUAUUCCAGUCCUCCGGCGUGUGGGGAAAUCUUAUUUCAUCUUUGAUAUUUGCUCAGUCACCAACCCAAGGGAUAAACCCAGAAGAACAGCUGAAGUACUGUGGGGCCAGCGACUGUCCAACGACGACCAACGUCUCUACGAACAGCACCCAGCGUCCACCCCAGGACCUGGUCUAUACCCUCCUGGGCGUCUACACAGGGAGUGGAGUCCUGGCUGUCUUACUGGUUGCUAUAUUUCUGGAUCCCAUAAAUGACAACCCACCGGAAAAGACCGGGGAGAAGAAGAAAGACUCCUUUUGGGGCACUUUCCUUGAAACGUUUCAACAGCUUAAAGAUAAGCGGCAAUGUCUCUUAAUUCCCCUGACAAUGUACAGUGGAUUUGAACAAGGAUUCCUUUCCGGUGACUAUACCAAGUCCUAUGUGACCUGUGCCCUGGGAAUACAGUACGUUGGUUAUGUGAUGAUCUGCUUUGCAGCCACCAAUUCAAUCUGCUCCAUGCUGUUUGGCAAGCUGUCCCAGUACACUGGCCGAAUAGCCCUGUUCCUCCUAGGUGCCGUGAUAAAUCUUUCCUGUAUCAUUGCCCUUUUGCUGUGGAAACCCCAUCCAGAUAUGUUUGCCGUGUUCUUCAUAUUCCCGGCCCUUUGGGGCAUGGCUGAUGCCAUCUGGCAGACCCAAACCAAUGCUCUCUACGGAGUUCUAUUUGAGGCCCGCAAGGAAGCUGCCUUUGCCAAUUAUCGCCUCUGGGAGUCUCUCGGAUUCGUCAUAGCUUUUGGAUACAGCACCUUUUUGUGCGUCUCGGUCAAGCUCUACGUCGUGCUCGCGGUUCUGCUCGUGUCAAUGGUGACUUACGGAACAGUCGAGUACUUGGAAUCCAAAAACCCAUCCGAUAAACUGGCCGCCUCUGAGAGGAGCGACCGGACAGACACUCCAGAGAAGCAAACAUACCUGUAAGAUGAGAUCCGUGGCAGGGAAGAAUCAGAAUACGCCAGUCACUUCUUCGGGUGUGACGUUGGCAUUCGGUGAUCCUUUCGAAAGGCAACGCAAUCUAACUCUGCACAGUCGUUCAUGUUCAUUCGUGUUGCGUAGGGUAUCCUGGAAAAGAAAUUUUUCAAAAAUCACAAAAGACCGAGUUCUGAUCCAGAGUCUGAUUAGCCCCUGGAAAGUUGCUCCAACGAUGUAAUGUAUUUUUGUCUAUAAUCAAUCAAACCAUCAUAUUUACCGAAUGCCUACUGUGUAGGGAACACUGUACUAAGCACCAGGGAGAGUAGCCUGGCCCUGGUCGCUUCCUAUUCUUGCAGGUAGCCUACCCUAUUCUUUUCCAGACAUCGGCUUCUUAAUAAAUUCAGUUGUCACUUUGAGGAUCCGCCUAUGACAAUUUUGAUCAUCAACACGCAGCUAGCAGAAGAAAGCAUGCCAAAGUGUUGAAUAUAUCGCUGCCUCAUAGAUUCUUUGAGAGGAGCCUCUCAUCCAAAAUAUUCCCUCACCCCUUCCCACCUGUCCCUCUCCCCACACCCCUGUGAUUUGGGACCCCAUGCCUUUCCCAUGCAGUGUUUGACUCUUGGAAGACACAGAAAAGCAGCACGACCUAAGUGAAAGGCGAUCAGAAUUGGGAGGCUCCACCACUUGUCUGCUGUGUGGCCUUGGACAAGUCACUUCACUGCUC